Austrofundulus limnaeus is the source of this 1469-nucleotide messenger RNA. RefSeq names its product calcium homeostasis modulator 3 (gene calhm3). Gene Ontology annotation, cellular component: plasma membrane. The coding region runs from base 110 to 1099 and encodes 329 amino acids. The record is from RefSeq and is a predicted model, not a curated record. NCBI's taxonomy places the organism in Eukaryota, Metazoa, Chordata, Actinopteri, Cyprinodontiformes, Rivulidae. The transcript has 6 exons. Gene Ontology annotation, molecular function: monoatomic cation channel activity.
UUCUCUGUAAACCAAACAAAUGCACAAAGGCUCAGGUGGUUUGUAGGAAUUGGUCAUCUGUAAGGUUUAUCUCCCUCUGUCAGAACACCAUCUACACUCUGCCUGAAUCAUGGAGCGGCUGAAGUUAGUCCUGCAGUACUUCCAGUCCAAUUCUGAGUCCAUCUCUAAUGGUAUCUGCAUCAUCCUGGCCCUGGUCAGUGUCAAGCUCUACACCAGCUUCGACUUCAACUGCCCGUGCCUCCCUCAGUACAACAAACUCUACUCUCUGGGGGUGAUGAUCGUACCUCCCAUCAUUCUGUUCUUCUUGGGGGUCCUGGUCAAUCGACAUACGGGAGUCAUGAUGGAUGAGUGGAUGAGACCGGUCGGGCACAGAUCCAAAAACCCUGCAGUGGUUAAAUACCUGUUUUCUGCCAUGAUCCAGAGGGCCCUAUUGGCACCGAUGGUGUGGAUUCUGGUCACUUUGUYGGAUGGAAAAAUCUUCAUCUGUGCUUUCAGUCUGAGUGUAGACCCUGGACUUUUCUCAGGAGUGCCCAAUAACACGGGUCUGGAUAUAAUUAAAAUCAUGGCCAAAGUGCCCUGCAAGGAGGAUGUUAUUUUCAGGAACAGCUCUUUCCGUAAAGCAGUUUCUCGCUAUGUUCGCUGUUAUUCACAGGCAGUGGGAUGGUCCAUCCUCCUGUUCCUGAUCAUACUGGGAGCAAUGGGACGCCUCAUCAAGCCCUGCUUUGACGACCACGCCAGCUUCCUGCAGACGCGCUACUGGAGCAACUACCUCGACGUGGAGCAGAAGCUUUUUGACGAAACCUGCGUCUUGCACGCUCGCGACUUUGCCAGAAAAUGUGUGGUGCAGUUCUUCGAGGACAUGAGGGAGGACGCCGUACUCCGUCUCCCGCACCCACCUUUCGUUUGCAGCAGUAGAGAGGGGUGGGAGGACGAAGAGGACAGACUUCACGGAGUAACAAAGGAGGAUCAGAUGAACCAGCUGCUCAAUAAGUGGUACUACAGUAAACCUGAGCUGGAUGUGACUAGGAUUGCCCACAGACCAAAGACCUGUGUCACCUGGGAGGACCUGGACGGGAAGACUUUAUACUCUGAUGUGUAGAAUAGACUCAGCAGUGAGAAUUACUUCUCCUUUUGUUGAUCAUAAUAAAUGUAGGUUACCUUAGGUUAGAAGUGACGCUGCAUUUGAUUUGUCUUGGACAUCAGAACUCUUUCCUUGGAUUGAUAAACAUUUCAUUAUGGCUGAAAGGAGGUAAYUCUAGUAGGGUUUGCUCUUACUGCAGUGCACGUCAUUGGUAGUACUAAAAUUUAAACACAAUAUCAAURUAUUUGCUAUACCAGCUUCAUGAAUUUAUUGUGUUUCAGACUGACAGAAAGUCUUUUAAACAACUUAUACUUUAAUUGUCUUUUAUUGAGACAGUCAUAUUGAAUUUUGGAUUUGGAACUGACUAAAUAUUUUUAUUGAUAAAAAA